Molecule: messenger RNA, 1422 nt
Organism: Trichomycterus rosablanca
Lineage: Eukaryota; Metazoa; Chordata; Actinopteri; Siluriformes; Trichomycteridae
Product: zinc finger protein 271-like
Exons: 3
Biological process (GO): regulation of transcription by RNA polymerase II
Cellular component (GO): nucleus
Molecular function (GO): DNA-binding transcription factor activity, RNA polymerase II-specific; RNA polymerase II cis-regulatory region sequence-specific DNA binding
Source: RefSeq, a predicted model, not a curated record
CAGUGUGGAAAGAGUUUUAAUCAACAGAGUUAUCUCAAAACACACAAGUGCAUUCACACUGGAGAGAGACCAUAUCAGUGCUCACAGUGUGGAAAGAGUUUUAAUCGACAGAGUGCUCUCAAAAUACCCCAGCGCAUUCACACUGGAGAGAGACCAUAUCAGUGCUCACAGUGUGGAAAGAGUUUUAAUCGACAGAGUGCUCUCAAAAUACACCAGCGCAUUCACACUGGAGAGAAACCAUAUCAGUGCUCACAGUGUGGAAAGAGUUUUAAUCAACAGAGUUAUCUCAAAACACACAAGUGCAUUCACACUGGAGAGAGACUAUAUCAGUGCUCACAGUGUGGAAAGAGUUUUAAUCGACAGAGUGCUUUGAAAAGACACCAGCACAUUCACACUGGAGAGAAACCAUAUCAGUGCUCACAGUGUGGAAAGAGUUUUAAUGGACAGAGUGAUCUGAAAAGACACCAGCACAUUCACACGGGAGAGAAACCGUAUCAGUGCUCACAGUGUGGAAAGGGUUUUAAUAGACAGAGUGCUCUCAAAACACACAAUCACAUUCACACUGGAGAGAAAGCAUAUCAGUGCUCACAGUGUGGAAAGAGUUUUAAUGGACAGAGUAAUCUCAAAAUACACCAGCGCAUUCACACUGGAGAGAAACAAAACGUCUGCUCACAGUGUGGGAAGAGCUUCAGGUGCCUGAGUCAUCUCAAAAUACACCAGCGCAUUCACACAGGAGAGAAACCGUAUCAGUGCUCACAGUGUGGGAAGAGCUUCAGGACCCGGAGUGCUCUCAAAACUCACCAGCGCAUUCACACUGGAGAGAAGCCAUAUCAGUGCUCACAGUGUGGAAAGAGUUUUAAUAUACAGAGUUAUCUCAAAAUACACCAGCGCAUUCACACUGGAGAUAAACCAUAUCAGUGCUCACAGUGUGGAAAGAGUUUUAAUAGACAGAGUGAGCUCAAAAUACACCAGCGCAUUUACACUGGAGAGAAACCGUAUCAGUGCUCACAGUGUGAAAAGAGUUUUAAUACACUGAGUGCUCUCAAAAUACACCAGCGCAUUCACACUGGAGAGAAACCGUAUCAGUGCUCACAGUGUGGAAAGAGUUUUAAUAUAAAAAGUGAUCUGAAAAAACACCAGCGCAUUCACACUGGAGAGAAACCGUAUCAGUGCUCAAAGUGUGAGAAGAGUUUUAACAGACAGGAAUCUCUCAAAAGACACCAGCGCAUUCACACUGGAGAGAAACCGUAUCAGUGCUCACAGUGUGCGAAGACUUUUAAUGAACAGACUAAUCUCAAAAUACACCAGCGCACUCACACUGGAAAUAAACCAUAUCAGUGCUCACAGUGUUCAAAGGAGGACAGGAAGGAGGACAGGAAGGAGGACAGGAAGUCAGAUUACCUGAUUGGCUUACAGCUGUAA